This is a messenger RNA of Etheostoma cragini (Arkansas darter), 1077 nucleotides long. RefSeq lists its product as uncharacterized. Bases 51 to 1058 code for a protein of 335 amino acids. The transcript is spliced from 6 exons. Lineage: Eukaryota; Metazoa; Chordata; Actinopteri; Perciformes; Percidae. The record is from RefSeq and is a predicted model, not a curated record.
UGACUGCCUAAAGUAAAACGUUUGAUUAGCUACAGUCAUGUGAAAGAGACAUGGGCAGCCCUUCCAGUCCCACUCAGGAUGAAGCACAUUGUCUCCUGCCUUUAUGCUCCCACACCUGCUCCUGGGAGGCUGAGCAGCGUAUUCGUAAGUGCAAACCUGGAAAGGUGAAGGCCCUUACAUCCAGCAGGGCCUCAGCCACAGCCUCUGAAGAGGAUAGGUUUCCAGCCUUUUCUGCGGUUAAUGCGUCCGAGUGGCUUGAUGCUGGGUCGCCUAUUGAGGCCUUGCUUCUUGGACGUGAAGAUGAUUUCUCAGAAGCUGCUACCCACACUCUCAUCAGCUGUGUGGCUUUACCAAACGGAGCUAAACGACGCACUAAGUCUCCUCAACUGGCUUUCAAGGAAGUGAUUUUCCUACCCCCUGCUGAGAUAGAAAACACUGUUGUUAGCAAGAAAAAACUCAAACAGGACAAUUCAAGGAAGAGGGCUCUGUUGAAGCAAACUUCUGUGAAGUCUCAGUUGAAUCAGGAAGGGAAGGGCUACCUGAAGUCAGAGGCGUCAGAUGCUGGUUUUCCCAGGAGUGGGUCAGACAGUGACCACCAGGUGAAGAAGGCCUCUUCCCCUUCUCAGGUGGCCCAUCUUGUUCCUGUGUGUCAAACUCUGGCUGCUGCCCCUGAGGCCAAAGAUGAGAAGGAGCCACCCAGGUCAGCCAAGACCCUCCAGCUCAGGAACAAACCGAUGGUCUUUGAUCCUCUCUGGGAGAGGAUACAGAGGAAACACACCCAAGAGGAACACCAUACCUCCAAAUAUAAACUGGACCAGAAGACUAGAAUCGAUGGGAUUGAUUGUUGGGAGAGCCUGAAGAGACAAGCAUGCCUGUGGAGGAGGCAUGCUCAGCUUGUUAUGGCUGAGUGUGGGAGUACUUUGUCUUCAGAGGACAAGGCAGACUAUGUAUCGUACAGACUCAACCCAAUCCCCACACCAAGCUCAAACUACCAGUUAAAAAGCUCUUCAAAAACUGGUAAUUGCAGAUCAUUAAGUGUUGUAUGGGGUGCUAACUGAGAAUCCAUAACAUAGAAAU